AGCAAUUGGUAGGGAGGGGUUAGUCAAGAAUAUGGGUUUUUGGAGUGGGGAUGAUUGGGCAUGGGAUUGUCAAUGGAGACAUCAUUGUGUGGAGAGGGCGAGUAGUGAGGAGGAACAGUUUAGGGACUUGAUUAAUGGAGUAAAGGUGAGGAAUGAUAAAAUUGAUUUUUGGAGACGGGUUCAUAAGGGUGAUGGUGUAUAUUUUGUGAAAGCUGCUUAUGCUUUUCUAACACCUCUAGAUUGUAUUCUUGAUAAGAGGUGGACUAGAGUUAUUUGGUCCAUUUCCCGAUUCUGCUCUUCUUCUUCCCGCUGCAGCCCGAGAGAAAAAAAAAAAAGAGGAACCCAGCCAUGCCUUGGAAAAUUGGUAAGGAAGCUUGGUAUUUUCCCCUUCCUUUCUUGCUCUAGAACACUUCUAGAACCCAGAAAUUUCCCCCCCUGCAGGAAGCUUCCGGAUCUGCUCUGCUCUUCCCUCUGCUGUCCGCCGGCUGCUCUUGUUUGUGGGGGCGAAUUGCUUCGGUUUUUGUUCCCGUGAGUUUCUCCCCUGCACUUGCCGCCGGCCUUCCCCAAUCUGCUAGCUCCGGUUCCUUGCUUGUAAAUUCUGGCAUGGAACCUUAAGUGGUAAUAGAUUAUAUUCUUUUCAUGAGGAAGUCACUUGACAAAGCAAAAAUGUAUCAAGUAUGCCUUCUAGAUCAUUUAAAAGUCUUAUUUAAGCAUUAGUGCUUUACAUUUGAGCAUAUAUAGUCUUUCCAACUGAGUACUAUCAUACAUUUUGUUUGUUUUGAGAAUUAAUUUUGUGUAUUGUAGUUGUUCACUGUUCAGUACCUCAUUCAUUAAGCCACAAGGUCUUCCAGAACUCCAGCUGUAGUUGUGCACGCUUCAGUUAUCAGUAGACCGUCCCUUACUUGAGUAUCACAGCCGCAUUUCCAAUUAGCAUAAACCACAUUCUUUCAGAGAGAUAGUUAAAGGUAUGUCACUGCAAAACCUCAAGAAAUGUUUUUGUUGUGGACUGUGUAGUUUGGCUUUGAGAAUCAUAAAUAAACAAUUGGUCUGAUUAGUACUUUCUUGUUUUCAUAUAUCAUCUACUUAGGAUGAGCAAUUAUGUGCUAGAGGCUCAAGAUUUUGUUCUGGAUGGCAACAUCUUCAGUAGUAGGAUUAUCAACUUCUCUGAUACAUCAAGGAGCUAACUAGACUUUGCUUUUCUGCACUUUGAUUAUGCUAUAGAGACUUACUACAUGACAAUGGCUGCUACAUUUCAAUCAUCUACCAUUUUGAUCCCAAUGGCAGUAGAAUUAUAUGGGUUGAGUUUUGAUAUAAGAUUUGGUGAACAAAGCUUCUACUGAAGAUAUGGUGAAAAAAAAAUUCUAGAUGUUUGUUUGUACUUUGAUAUUUCACACACUGAAGCAUUCUCCUAAUUCUGUCUGUACACUAAAUCUGUUUCUUUAAA
Molecule: messenger RNA, 1444 nt
Organism: Rubroshorea leprosula
Lineage: Eukaryota; Viridiplantae; Streptophyta; Magnoliopsida; Malvales; Dipterocarpaceae
Source: the annotation of a GenBank genome assembly